This is a messenger RNA of Mesitornis unicolor (brown roatelo), 490 nucleotides long. RefSeq names its product signal-regulatory protein beta-1 isoform 3-like. The annotation marks the transcript as partial. The record is from RefSeq and is a predicted model, not a curated record. Gene Ontology annotation, cellular component: plasma membrane. The transcript is spliced from 3 exons. NCBI's taxonomy places the organism in Eukaryota, Metazoa, Chordata, Aves, Mesitornithiformes, Mesitornithidae.
UGGCCCCCCCGGCCCCGUGAAGUGGCUGAAGGGUUGGGGCGAUGGGAACCAGACCGUGUAUGCUGACGUGGGCUCCUACCCCCGCGUGGAGAGGACAGCGAGUGGAUCUGAGACCGACUACAGCAUCCGCAUCGGUGACUUCCAACCCGAGGAUGCUGGCACCUAUUACUGUGUGAAGUUCCGCAGAUCGGUGAGCAGCUACGAGGAGGUGUUUCUACGUGGAGGUGGCACAGAGGUGUCCCUGCAUGAGACGUCCCUGGUUCCUGGCAUGGUGGCUGCGGCCGUAGUGCUCUGCUUCCUCCUCCUCGUCCUCUUCGCCGCCCUUCGUGUGUACAGGAGGAAGCGCAGGGCUGAGACGUGGAGUCAGCACCCGGAUGGGCCGGUGACCAUGGGCAACUCCUUGUCUGCCUCUCUGCGGUGCUGUGCAGGGACCCCUGGCACCCCCAGCAAUGAAGUUCUGGAUACAGAGACCUCACGUCUGCCCAACCAG